Molecule: messenger RNA, 1275 nt
Organism: Colletotrichum phormii
Lineage: Eukaryota; Fungi; Ascomycota; Sordariomycetes; Glomerellales; Glomerellaceae
Exons: 1
Coding region: 1-1275 (424 amino acids)
Biological process (GO): regulation of DNA-templated transcription
Molecular function (GO): DNA-binding transcription factor activity, RNA polymerase II-specific; zinc ion binding
Source: RefSeq, a predicted model, not a curated record
AUGCGGCCCACCAGGUACUCAACCUCACGACAAAAAGCGUGCCAGCCAUGCGCGGUCGCCAAAGCCAAAUGCGACCGGAAAGCUGUGGCAUGUUCCCGGUGCCACCAGCGGGGCCUCUCAUGUCUCUAUCCACAGGCUCGGACGAUCCCUUCAUCCGCGCCGGGUGCUGCCGGGUUUCGUACAGAGGCUGAAGCCGAGGUCGAUACGAACCGCGCAGCAACUACGAUAUCCGCGACUGUGGAAACGAUCGCGGUAUUCUCGCCGUUUCGAAUGGUUACGCCAGACAAGACGAGCGCUUUCUCUCGUACGGGCGAUCUGUCGGCUACAGAAAUUGCUCAAUCAGAGGAGGAGGCUCCAGAGCCUGAUCUACUCGAUUUCUCGGACAUGAAUAUCAUCUGCAACAUCAAUGCUGAUGACAUUGCCAAUCGAUGGCUGAAUAACUUUGUCCCAAUGCCGGAGCAACAGGCAAAGAACUACACGCCAAGUGUAUCAGCUUUCAUUCAGAGGAUUCUAGAAUCCUACGUAAACUCUUCCGUCCGUGGCCGCAAGGUCCCCCCUUUUGUACAUUGGUCCCAGGUAACUCUGCCAUCGAGCCACCCAUUAUCAACUUGCUUUUCCGUCAUUCGAAGAUGCAACAAGCAUGAUAUAAUAGAAGCUGAGGUCGUAGCCAAUGAACUCAAGUUAGAGAUGGCAAGGCUUUUCCAGCAAUACGCAACACACGAUGACAUGACUCUCCUUGCAGCAUUUCAAGCACAUCUCAUCUACGCCAUGGUCAUCUUUUUCAAGUUUGGGAGAUCUUACUACCCGUUCUUACGCGAGGCCAUGAUGAACACCCAGGAGCUCGCGUGUGCGACGGCGAAGAAGGGACUCACGUGCGUUUCCAGAGAAGAUGAGACGCGUCCCAGGUGGGAGUGCUGGAUCGCAGCCGAGGUCAAACGGAGAACGCUGUUCACGAUGUGCCUCUUCGAUAGCGCUCUAUUAACACAUGACGGCCUCCCAACCCACCUUGCCACCGAGCUACGCGGUCUAUUAGCGCCAGCAUCCAAAGCCUUGUGGGAGGCUCGAACGAGGCAUGAUUGGAUGGGUGGAUAUGACUUCCAGCAGGCUGAAUGGCCAGAGAGUUGGCUGACCAUCGACGAAUUAUGGCCUAUGCCUGAAGAUUUCAGCGAGGAUGAAGUCACUCAUAGGCGUAUGAGAGUCAAUGCAUGGCUGGAGGACCUAGACGAGUUUGGUGUAAUGAUAUAUGCUGUGACCAGCUGUACACACGGUACCUGA